AUGUCCAGCCCAGGGUUUGGCAUGCUGGCGACACUGGCACUGGCAGCCAUCUGUCACGCAGACUGCUCGGAGACUGAAGCAGCAGAGGCAUGCGCAGGGCAGCAUUCCCAUCACUAUUGGGCAGAUUCAGUUCUGCCACCCGGGUUUUCGGCGUACUCCUCGCUUGCAAAAUGUGCUGCUGCCACGGUGGCAGGCUCCAUAUUUGCUCUGGUGGGCAUGAUGAUCGAAAGCAAGAAGGACAAGAAGGACAAGCCAAUAUCCCGUGAGGAUUUGGUACUGCCUAGAACCACCAGCACAUGCUCGUCGUCUCCAGUGCAAACUCCAGCUCCAGCUAGGAAGGCGGAGUGUCAGGAAAGUCAGCAGCAGGAUCCGGAUGAGUCGGAGUUGAAGCGAUCACAGUCUUUGCCAUCAUCGCAGUUGAAAUGCUCAGACACUUCAUCCAGUGGACAGCGGAGCUACACCAAAGAGAAGGACAAGGGACGCUCCGACGAGUUGAAUUGGCGCAGCAUGAGUUCCCGGCCAGUGCGGACGUUUUCUGCGCCUGUGCCCAAACCGAAGACGGUUGCAAAGCCGCCUCCGUCACCGUUAAGCAUCAUCGGCAAAGACUUGACAGAGAUGCAGAAGGUGGAGCGGCAGGUAAAGUCCAUCCUCAACAAGUUAACUUGGGAGAAGCUUGACAAGCUCUAUGACGACUUGGUGUCGUACUGCACGGUGGAUGAUCAAGACACUCGACGCGAGACGGUCGAGGUCAUUGCCCGGGACGUCUUCAAGAAGGCUACGCUUCAGCACCACUUUAUCGAGCUUUACGCCGGCUUGUGUGCCCGUCUUGAUGCAGAUCUGAAGCAGAGAGGGAUCGAGGUGAACUUCAGAAGGGCACUUCUCGAACAGUGUCAGGAAUCGUUCACCACGCAUCUGGCACCACCGCAGAUAGACUCGUGUCUUGACUACGAAGACCAAUAUGAGAUGCUCGUGAAGUACAAGACGAAGAUGCUUGGCAACGUUAAGCUCAUCGCCCACCUCUUGCGUUUGAGGAUGCUGGCGGCGAAGAUCAUCUUUCACUGUAUCGACGAGCUCAUCUCAAUAGGUUCAGCAGAGGAAUGCGAGGUAGAGGGGCAGGAGAGGUGUGCGCUGGUAAUGGCCCCAGACCCGUACCAUGGGCUUGAUCACGCCGAGAUUUACGGCAAGAAAGCAGCAGACGAAAGCUUAAACCCCAAAGCGAGAGGGGCCUGGAAGGACUUGGCUGACGGCGUGCAGUCUCUUAACGAGGAUGACCCAGAUUCAGCCAUUCGGUUGGGAAACCAGGCAGGCGAAGCGUUUCGAGAUGCUCAGUGUCCAGAAGGCGAUGCUGACAGCUUGUUGCUGGUGACGAGAGCUCUCACCAGUGUAAACAGGCGGAAGGAAGCUGACAAGCUUGCACGCGACCGGCUGGCAGAGGUCAGGGCGAAGGCAGACGGGCCCAGCGAGGCCAAGGCCCUGCUCGCACUGGCAGAAGUCAAUGCGGACCAACGGGGCAGCAAGAAGCGUGAGGAGGCACGGACUGCAGCCAAAGAAGCCAGAGAGAUGUUUGAAAAACUCGCAGACGAACGUAUGCGAGCGGCGGCGCUGCUAGUUCAAUCGCAUAUCUGCAUUAAAAGCAAAAACCAGGAAAAGGACAAGCGAGCAGCAGAGGCUUUGAAGCUAGCUGAAGAUGCCCGCAAGAUUUGCAACGACUUGGGCGACACUCGGACAGAGGCAACAUGCCUCCAUGCAUAUGCUUCCGCCCAUGACAUCAUCGAGCAGCACAACGAGUGCAUCCAGGCGGCAGAGGAUGCCCUGGACUUGUACUUGGAUUUGCAAGAUCCAUAUGCUGAAGCCUUCGAACUCUGCUGCAUGGCGCAGUGGUUCAUGAACUACUCUCGCUGGCAGCUGGCAAUCGAUCAUGCAGAGGACGCGCUGGAGAUUCUGCGGGCUGCUCCCAAGCCGAGUGCAUCGCAGGAGCUUCGAGCGCUGCAGAUCCUGUCUCAGGCCCACCAGGGAAAAGGUGACAAGACUGGCACGGACGCGGUCCACGAGUCGCUGAAACGUUUCCAGCAGAGCGACAACCGCUCGGCGGAGGCUGCGGCCAUGGAUAUGCUUCUCAGAGCACAUUGCGAGAAGGGCGAGUUCGAGCGAGCGCUCGAAACUGCUGAGCGAGCGAGAUCUGCCUUCAAGGCAGUCGGAGACGAGGUCGCAGAGGCCAACAUCUCCGCACUGAUAGCUGGGCUAUAUCUCAAGUUGGGAAUGGCAGAUGAGGCUCUCAAAGAAGGCCAUGCGGUUCUGGAUUUGGUCCGACGAUCCGGCUCAACCAAGCAGAAGUCGGAUCUCAUGCUCACGUUGUCCCAGGCUUACCUGGAGAAGCAGGAGCACGAGGAAGCUCUGGCCAUAUGCCGUGAUAUGCAAGAUCACUUCACCCAAAAAGGAGACGUGGAGGGAGAGGCCGACUGCCUGCUGGCAGCUGGCUCUUUGCUCGUCCUGCAGGGAGACCUGGACGAGGCUCGCUCGCUCGCUGCCAAGGCGCAGCUGAUUCUCAGCGAGGAGGGCAAUGCCACUGGCGAAGGCAAGGCACUUCGGCUGCUCGCCGAGAUCUAUGCAAAGCAGGAGCAGCACAAAGCAGCCAUCAGGGCUGGGGAGCGCUCCAGAGCCCUUCUGCGUGGGGAAGAGGGCGCUGCUGACGAAGCUUCCAUGCUCUUCCUCGUAGCGCAGGAAGCAGUGCAGCUUGCAGUCAUCGAGGGCGCCAGGGUUGGCUUGGAUAAACCUCUGAAGAGGCAUGCCAGGGAAGCGCUGGACAAGGCCGAGAAGUGUGCAAAGAUGGCCGUGAAGCUUUGUACAGACAAUGCUUCCGAGCAAGGGACAUCCGAGAUUCUUGGAUCAUCGUUGUGCUCGCUAUCGCAGGUGCAUAUGCUUCGCAGCAAGUACAAGGAGGCUUUGUCCAUCGGCCAGGAGGCUGUUCAGGUCUUCGUGAAGACGGGGCACAAGCGGAACCAGGCAUCUGCAAGCCUUCUUUGUGCAGAUGCGGAGCGGGCCCUCGAGCAUUACAAGGAAAGCCAAAGAUAUGCCUUAGAGGCAGUGGCAUGCUUUAACCAAGCGGAUGUAUUGGACGAGAAAGGCCUGGCUGCUGCGCAAAGCAUCAUCGAGGCGCUGAAGCAGCACCUGGCACCACCUCGGCCACAGGUGGUCCCCGGAGGUCCACCAGGUGCACUUCCACCGCAGAUGAUGCAGCAGUAUGUGGAAGAGGAGGUUGCUGAAGGAAGGGUAGCCAGGACUCGCGAAAGAGGCCCGGCUAUGGAUGUAAAAGCCCUCAGCCCGGACGUCAUCAAAAAGAAGAUCCUGGACGUGGCAUUGAGCAUGACUGGGGCAGAUGAUGGUGACAUAGAGGCCGACACGCCGCUGAUGGAAGCUGGGCUCACAAGCACAUCGGCCGUUGGGCUUCGGGACGAGCUCAUGAAGGAUCUGGUUGGCAUCAAUUUGCCGGCCCUGGAAACGCUUUGUGCGUUUAUUGAGACAUUGGGUGGCACCUUUGACAAGCCGCAGUGGUCGGGCUACGCACGGCUACAGGAGAUCUUCAAGCAGGUGGAAGUCUUGGCUGACGACAAAAAGCAAAGUGCCCGAACGCGAUGCCUCCUGAAGGACCUCCUCGACAAGCGCCGCAAUGCCUGGCAAGAGAAGACGACUGUCAUCGCCAGCCCGAGAAGUGACAAGGACAAGGAGAAGCUUCAGAAGAAGACCAUCGGGUCUGAGAAGCUGGACUGGAUGGAGGCACGCAUCUCCGUGAAGUCGCCGCUGUCGGGAGUCUCUGGGCGGCGCGCUGCUGCAUAG
Molecule: messenger RNA, 3834 nt
Organism: Symbiodinium sp. CCMP2456
Lineage: Eukaryota; Dinophyceae; Suessiales; Symbiodiniaceae
Source: the annotation of a GenBank genome assembly